Messenger RNA from Dunckerocampus dactyliophorus (ringed pipefish), 3892 nucleotides. It is a transcript of the gene flvcr1, whose product is annotated as FLVCR heme transporter 1. The record is from RefSeq and is a predicted model, not a curated record. The transcript has 10 exons. Gene Ontology annotation, cellular component: membrane; mitochondrion. Gene Ontology annotation, biological process: transmembrane transport; erythrocyte differentiation; heme export. The coding region runs from base 160 to 1791 and encodes 543 amino acids. NCBI's taxonomy places the organism in Eukaryota, Metazoa, Chordata, Actinopteri, Syngnathiformes, Syngnathidae. Gene Ontology annotation, molecular function: heme transmembrane transporter activity; heme binding.
GCCAUCCUCCUCCAACAAAGGAUUAAAGGCGGGCCGGUUCCUGAGGGAACAUGUCUGCUCGCGAGUAGCAAUGUUGGCUUCUUCUUCGCUCGCUCUUAUGGAGGCGUUCUGGUGACUUUUAAACCAACAAAGAAGCACGACAAUUUAAAAAAACGCGCCAUGGUGGCGGGGGAGCUGGUGCAGGAGCAUGUGCGCGCGGACGCCUCACCUGAACGCAUCACCGUGGACAGGAAGCCACGAGAGGGAGCGGUCCAAGACAGCCUCCCAGCCGAUACCGGUGAGACUGGGCUGGACAAGGAGGUGCAGGAGGAGGCGGAUGAAAGCGCGGCGAUGCUGCCUGACGGAAUAGAGGGAGGAGAAGGAGCAAAAGAUGGAGGAGAGGAGGAGCUGGAGGACGGGGGGCGUCUGGAGACAAAGCUCUACUGGAGCCGCUUCGUGGUUCUGGCCGUAUUCAGCCUGUACUCGCUGGUCAACGCCUUCCAGUGGAUCCAGUACAGCAUCAUCACGAACGUGUUUACGCGCUUCUACCAGGUGAGCAACGCCAAGAUCGACUGGCUGUCCAUCGUCUACAUGCUGGCCUAUGUGCCUCUCAUCUUCCCGGCCACCUGGCUGCUGGACCGCCGGGGUCUGCGCCUCACGGCCGUGCUGGGGGCGGGCCUCAACUGCGCCGGCGCCUGGCUCAAGUGCGCCAGCGUGGGUCGCGACCUCUUCGCCGUCACCAUGGUGGCCCAGAUCAUCUGCUCCGUGGCGCAGAUCUUCAUCCUCGGCCUGCCCUCACGCGUCGCCUCCGUGUGGUUCGGACCCAAAGAGGUCUCCACCGCCUGUGCCACCGCCGUACUGGGAAACCAGUUGGGGGUGGCGAUCGGCUUCUUGUUGCCUCCCGUUUUGGUUCCCAACACACCUGAAGACGACGAGCUGACAGCUCAUAACAUCCGGAUCAUGUUCUACGGCACUGCCGCCGUCUCCACAGCACUCUUUGUUCUCACACUGAUAGUCAUGAAGGACCGGCCGCCCCUGCCGCCCAGUCAGGCCCAGGCUGUCCUACCCGACGCCCCCCCUGAGGACUACUCCUACAAGCGCUCCAUCGUCACCCUGAUGAAGAACAAAGCCUUCAUCCUGCUGCUCGUCAGCUACGGCAUAACCACGGGCUCCUUCUACUCGGUGUCAACAAUCCUCAACCAGAUGAUCAUGUUCUGCUAUAAGGAUCAAGAGUUGAAUGCUGGGAGGAUUGGCCUGACCCUGGUGGUGGCUGGCAUGGUGGGCUCCAUCCUCUGUGGACUGUGGCUGGAUCACACCAAGACCUACAAGAUGACGACUCUGCUGGUGAACAGCUUGACCUUUGUGAGCAUGGUGGUCUUCACCUUCACUCUGAACCUGGACAACAUCUACCUGGUCUUCUUCACGGGCGGCAUGCUCGGCUUCUUCAUGACUGGCUACCUUCCUGUGGGCUUUGAGUUCGGGGUGGAGAUCACAUACCCGGAGUCGGAGGGAACGUCGUCAGGACUCCUCAACGCUUCCGCUCAGAUAUUUGGCAUCGUCUUCACGCUGAUCCAGGGCAAACUGACCACAGACUAUGACCCACUGGCAGGAAACCUCUUCCUCUGCGUCUGGAUCCUCCUGGGAUUAGUUCUCACUGGCUUCAUCAAGUCGGAAUUGAAGAGACACAACGUGAACAUCAGCGUGGACGUCAAACAUCUGCAGGCGCUUCCUACUGAGUGUCCAUCAGAGAAGAAGACCAAUGGCAUCAAACUAGAACCUUCUCUCAGCUUCGCACGUGAGACCUCCCUCUAAACGGGUCCGACAAAGGAGUCCAACUGUCGGCACUGACUUUUCCUGAGUUUACUUGAAUGCAUUGCUUCCAUCCUUUUCAUCAAGGACACACAUAUACUUGUCCUACGGAGACGGGGGAGGCACCGGUCCGGUCUGGUCCGGUUCAGUCUCCUGUUUUGGUGUUGGAGCAAAACAUGUGAGUCCAACAUGUAGUCUGGAUGUCAACAAUGUACUACUACGCGCACAACUUUUUCUACCUGUAAACUUGCAUGCCGUGCGUGUAUGUGUGUGCGUGCUGGCGCCUGUGUGGAGAGCGCCAUCAUGUGGUGACAUAAAGCGCCACUCGAAUACGUCAUGCAGAAAAGAGGAACGCAGAAGUUACUUCAGACUUUUUUUUUUCUUUUUUACCUCGGAGUCUUCAAAGUUUCUGCUGAAUAUUUAAAUACACCCCAUCCUACUUUAAUAUUAGUAAAAAAUACGUUUUAUAUUAUUUUAGAGUAAGAAAGAACAUGAGAUGUUAACAUUCCCUUAUUUCAUGUGACAUCAAACUAGUAGAACGUAUGAAAGCAGAAUUUAUUGAUUAACUUGCAAAAGUUCAUUCUUAUUCAUGUUUUUUUCCCACUAAAACAAGUGAAGAAACGUGUUAGUAAAUAGGAAUAUAGCACUGGAAUUAUUAGAAGUAAAUUCAAUUAAACAAAAAUGGCACUGCGCAUUCCUACUGCAAUGCAACGCCAUGACUAACAACUAAUAUAUUGCUAACUUAUUAUUUAUGAUGAAUUAUCUAGGUCCAGGAAGUAGACUGGGCUAGAACAGGGGUGUUCAAAUUGUGGCACAUUCUGAAAAUAUAAUUUAACAAGAAAACUUUAAAAAAAAAAAAAAACAACAACAGCAAAAAUGGAAAUUGCAGCUGUGAUUAAAGAAUAAAGUCAAAAUAUUAAGAGAAAAAAGCUGAACUCUAACGUGAAAAUGUCCUAAUUUCACGAGAAUAACAGGAAAAUAACAUCAUUUUAGUAGCAUACAAUGGAAAUAUUAAAUAUAUUUUUAAAGACGUAAAGUUAUGAGAAACAAACAAAACUACAAAUAAAGUUGUGAUAUUUUGAAUAUUAGGAUACGGAACAAGUUAUAAUACAAGAAUAACGUCAAAAAAUUCCGAGAAGAAAGUUGAAAGAGUUGGAAAAUUCCUCCCCAAAAAAGUCGUAACGAUAAAAUAUCACAAAUGUAUGCGAACAAAAAAGUCGUAACGAUAAAAUAUCACAAAUGUAUGCGAACAAACCUGUAAUAUGAGGCAAAAUGUCAUUUUAGUAGCAUAGAGUUGAAAUAUUAAAGGAAAAAAAUAUCUGCAUUUUUUAAAGUAAUAAUAUGAGAAAGAAAAAAAAUAAGAGUAAGGGUGUAAUUUUUGGAAAAUUAGGUCAGGGAAAAAGUCAUAAUAUGAUGGAGUAAAGUCAUAAUUACAAGAAGAAAAUUUAGAACAAGAAACCUGAAAUAGGUAGAAAAUUUUACAAGAAAGCCAAAAUAUUAUGAGAGAAAAGUCAUCUUCUAAGGAGAAAAAAGUCACAAUUUUAUGAGACUGAAGUCGUAAUAUUAUGAGGAAAAAUAAUGUCAUUUUAGUAGCAUAGAAUGUAUAUAUUAAAGAAAAUAUGUUGGAACAAAAUAAAGAAUAACGUUGAAAAUUCGGUUGGGGAAAAAAGUAUAAACAUAUGAAUUAAAGUCGUAAUUAUGAGACGAAACAAUACUAGAAGAAAGUUGAAUAUUUGGAAAAUGCAAAACAAAAAAAAAAGACACAGAAAAAAUGCAAAAUUAGACCAAAGUUCAUAGUAAUAAUGCACUUUUCCACCCGUAUCACAAAGUUGAGAUGCAGGCUAUUUUUCCUUGAUGCAAACUAUCAAAAUGGCGCUUGUAUCCUUUCAUUUUUCAGUAUGUGGCCCUCGCUGGAAAAACGUUUGGACACCCCUGGUCUAGAAGCGCUGUAGUUGAAAUGUUUGUCGUUUAAAAACAUUUGUUGUCCAUUUGUUGCCUGUCAACUCUGCUGUUGGGAAUAGCAAAACGUGCUUCCGAAAUACUGGGCUCAUUGUCAGAUGAUGAUGUCAUUAAACGUCAGCUGACUUCACGUGGAACGUCUUCA